GUGCGCAGGCAGUGCUCGCGGCGGCGGCGACGGCGGCGGGAGGUUCGGUUGUCGCCCGUUGGCCGCGCGGCGCCGCGCUCGGCGGCCGCCAUUGCAGCUUAUUUUCAGUUGCUUUUGUAAAGACGGAAGGCUCAUGGUACAAAUUAUUGUUUCCAGUGCUGGGGCUGGAGGCCUGGCAGAAUGGGUGCUGAUGGAGCUACAGGGGGAGAUCGAGGCUCGCUACAGCACUGGAUUAGCUGGAAACCUCCUGGGAGACCUACAUUACACCACUGAGGGAAUCCCUGUGCUGAUCGUGGGGCAUCAUAUCCUGUAUGGGAAAAUCAUCCACCUGGAAAAACCUUUUGCAGUCCUUGUCAAACACACUUCUGGGGAGCAGGACUGUGAUGAGCGUGCCUGCAAGACUGGUACCCGGUACCUGGUGACAGCACUCAUCAAAAACAAGAUUCUUUUCAAAACUCGCCCGAAGCCCAUUAUCACCAACGUUCCCAAGAAAGUAUGAAAGAACCCCGGAUUUUCCCUAGAGAGCGGCCAGCUCCUUGGACUCGUGCUCCACUGCCACCUCGAGGACGGCUCGACAGUUCCCUGGGACCGCAGGGGGGUCCUGUUCUAAACACAGGCCACCCACUGGGCAUGAUCUCGGAUUCCCUCCUUAUGACGCCUGGUUCUCUUGGUGGAAAUCUGGCCCCAUUUCCAAGGAAUUCUUCUCCUUUUUCAGCUUCAUCAGGUUCAUUGGCUUCAAAUGCGGCACCUUUCCCUGCUGGUGCUCGUGACCCAGGCAUGGCUUCUUUUCCAAGGGGAAUGAAUCCCACUAGCACAAGUGCAGUUUCUUUCCCAAGGCCAGGUGGUCUCCUUGGCCCAGGUCCGGGCCCAGCUGUAAACCCUAGAGCAGGGGCUCUUCCAGGCCCAGGGCCUCUGUCUAACCCAAGGUUAGGGGGUCUCCCUGGGCCAGGUCCUAUGCCCAACUCAAGGGCAGGUGGUCUCCUGGGAACAGGUCCUAGCUCCAGAAGUGGUGGCCCCAUGGGCCCUGGAUCUGCACCCAACCUGAGAACGGGUGUCCUUUUGACUUCUGGAAAUGGUCCUCCCAAUAAUAGGCCCGUUGGCCUGGGCCCUGGACCAAGUCCCAGUCUGAGAUCGGGCUUCAUAGGUUCAAACCCUGCCCCAAGGUCUGGUAUGUUUCCAGGCCCCAGCCUUGGGCCCAACCCAAGAGCAAGUGACCUGGGCCCAGGCCUUGGGCCCAACCCAAGAGCAAAUGACCUGUGCCCAGGCCUUGGGCUCAACCCAAGGGCAGGUGACCUGGGCCCAGGCCUUGGGCCCAACCCAAGGGCAGGUGACCUGGGCCCAGGCCUUGGGCCUAAUCCAAGGGCAGGUGGCCUGGGCCCAGGCCCUAAUCUGGAUACCAGAGCAGGUGGCCUCUUGGGCACAGGAUCUGGUCUUAACUUAAGAAUGGCUGGCCCUCAAGGCCUAGAUCUUGCCCCCAUUCUAAGAGCAGCAGGUCUUUUAGGAGCAAAUUCAUCAUCCUUUUCACAGGCUUCUGGAAACAUGGGCACAAGCCCACCUUCCAUGGCAAGAAUACCUGGCCCCAUGGGCCCAAACUCGGGUCCUGGCUCUCGGGGAAUUGGCCUUCCAGGGCCAAAUCCAUCUCCCAUGUCUAGGGCUCCUGGCCCCAUGGGCCCUAAUUCAGCUCAUUUUUCGAGGUCAGCUGGCCCCAUGGGAGUAAAUGCUAAUCCCUUUCCAAGGGGGACAGGUUCAGGGGCACUGAACCCAGCUGCCUUCUCUCAGUCUUCUGGCACAUUGGCUUCAAACCCAGCUACCUUCCAGAGGUCUGCUGGCCUCCAGGGCUCCAAUCCAGCAAUUUUCCCAAGAGCCUCUGGGCCUUUAGGACCCAACCCAGCUAACUUCCCAAGGGCCACCGGCUUACAAGGUCCAAGUCCAACUACGUUCCCAAGGUCUACUGGCCCACUCGGCCCUGGUCAGGUUACUUUCCCCAGGUCAGCUCCUGGGCCUCUGGGUUCUUCUCCAGCAGGCCCCGUGGGUAUCAACCCAGCUCCUUUUGCAAGACCAACAGGGAACCUGGGUCUAAACCCAACUUCCUUUCCAAGGAUGAAUGGCCCUGUAGCCAAGACUUUGGUCCCGUUUCCUAGAGUGGGUAGUCUCCCUGGCACAAACCCAGCUGCUUUCUCCAGACCAGGGGGUCCAAUGGCUACAAUGUACCCAAAUGGAAUGUUACCCCCUUAAAUAGCAUUUUCUCUCCAGGACCACCUUGGUUUCUAGGCAUCGUGGUUCUGGGCCGAGGCUGUGUUUUAGGCAAAAGGGUAGACAUGGAGCUACAGUCUGAAGUACAUAGCUGGGGCUCAAGUUCAAAUGAGCCAUCUUUUUCAAAUUCUGCUUCUUUCUUGAUUGAAGGUGAAAUGUUAUUUGUGGGACAUGGACUGCAGCAGGCGGAGUGAUCCUAGCCUCGAGAGAAGGGAUCCCCAGCCUUCAGAAGCCUGCUGUGCUUUUGUCCCACAGCUUUCUGCCCCUUGUUUCUUACUAGUUUCUUGAAUUGUUCUUGUGGACUUUCCUCAGGGAUACAUUGGCCUGCAGGUCCCAAUUCAUAUGCAGCCCCCUGCUCACCACUGGAGAAUCAGCUCACUGCGCUCUAGAAACGCGGCACUGGUGAGCAGACCGUGCUUUGGCAGUUCGGACCCGGGCAGCUUGGACCUGGCCACCCUCUACUGCCGUACCUUUCCCUGGGGGCUGGAACACAGAAUAGGGAGGUGGGAGACCACUUUAAAGACCCACCAAAUACAAUUUUUACUUGAUGGCUAGUCCUGCAGCUGCCUUCUCUGGGACUCAGAGGAGGCCAGAAUCAAGGCUCCAAUGCUCAUACAACUCCCUCCACUGGUACUCCCGAUCACAGAACCUCAGAAUUUAAGCUGAUGCGGAUGGGACAUGGGGUGGGGGGCUGGGGGUGAAGGGGAGAAAUCACUGUGCUUUGUUCAACCUGAUGUGAAAGGAUGGUUGUUUUUCCUGCGUUGUAUCUUUUCUAACUGUUUCUUUAAUAAAUGGGAUGAGAGGGC
Phyllostomus discolor (pale spear-nosed bat) is the source of this 3059-nucleotide messenger RNA. It is a transcript of the gene CHTF8, whose product is annotated as chromosome transmission fidelity factor 8. Gene Ontology annotation, cellular component: Ctf18 RFC-like complex. The transcript is spliced from 4 exons. Gene Ontology annotation, biological process: mitotic sister chromatid cohesion. The record is from RefSeq and is a predicted model, not a curated record. The coding region runs from base 134 to 499 and encodes 121 amino acids. Lineage: Eukaryota; Metazoa; Chordata; Mammalia; Chiroptera; Phyllostomidae.